Knipowitschia caucasica is the source of this 1119-nucleotide messenger RNA. NCBI's taxonomy places the organism in Eukaryota, Metazoa, Chordata, Actinopteri, Gobiiformes, Gobiidae. The record is from the annotation of a GenBank genome assembly.
AUGCCUGCCUGCCCCUCUACGAAUUCCUUGGAAUCCAUCCUCACCUCCUCCAUCACCGUGUGGUUCGCUGGAGCCACAGUCAGGGACAAACAGAGACUACAGCGCAUUGUGCGCUCUGCAGAGGAAGUGAUCGGCCGCAGCCUUCCAUCGCUGCAGGACCUAUGUAGCAAGAGCUCAGCAAACUCACGGAGGCCCCCCUGUGCCAUGGCCCCUCUCCUCCUCUUCCUCACUGCAGCCCUGUCUGUCCUGAACCAUGUCCAUACCAGCGCCGCCUUCCGGAUCUGUGCCUUCAACGCUCAUCACUUCGGAGAUUCCAAGUCCAAGGAUGGACAAGUGAUGAAAAGGCUUGUGCAGAUCAUCUCUCGCUGUGACGUGUGCUUACUGCAAGAGAUCCGGGACAGUAAGCAGAAGGCGCUGCCCGCUCUGCUCGCUCAGCUCAACAGAGGCAGAGGAGCAGAGUAUGACUUUGUGGCGAGCGAGAGGCUGGGACGAUCUGACUCGUACCAGGAGCAGUACGCAUUCUUCUACAAGACCAGCUCCGCCUCGGUAACAGGAAAGUACCAGUUCUCUGACGAUCGUCCCGGAGACCAGGACGCCUUUGCCCGUGAGCCCUUUGUGGUGCGGUUCAGUGCUCCAAAGACAGAGAUUAAGGAGUUUGUGCUGAUCCCGCAGCACACAGCUCCGACCAACGCCACCAAAGAACUGGACGCUCUGUACGAUGUGCUGCAGGACGUCAAGAGGAUGUGGAGGACCAAGAACGUGAUGCUCCUGGGAGACUUUAACGCAGACUGUGGGUAUGUGGCCAAAAAGAACCGCAAGAAGAUUCGACUGAUGACGGAUCCCGAUUUGACGUGGCUGAUCCCUGAGGGCUCCGACACCACCGUGAGGGAGAGCACAUCCUGCGCCUACGACCGGAUUGUGGUGAACGGCCGGGCUUUUCUGGAUGCGGUGGUGCCGUCUUCAGCCAAACCCUUCAACUUCCAACAGGAGUUCAGACUGUCAGAGGAGGAGGCCUUGGACGUAAGUGACCAUUACCCAGUGGAGGUGCUGCUGAAGGCGGGCGUCUCCAGUCUGUCAUGCCCCCUGCUCCUGGUGCUCCUCUGUCUUCUGUUUAACUAA